Messenger RNA from Pyrus x bretschneideri (Chinese white pear), 1611 nucleotides. RefSeq names its product proline-rich receptor-like protein kinase PERK14. The coding region runs from base 1 to 1611 and encodes 536 amino acids. Gene Ontology annotation, cellular component: plasma membrane. The transcript is spliced from 9 exons. The record is from RefSeq and is a predicted model, not a curated record. Gene Ontology annotation, molecular function: ATP binding; protein kinase activity. Lineage: Eukaryota; Viridiplantae; Streptophyta; Magnoliopsida; Rosales; Rosaceae. Gene Ontology annotation, biological process: protein phosphorylation.
AUGACCGGUUUGCAGUUGCAGUCAUCCCAAAGAGAGGCCGUGAUAGUGGCUGUCGACGCAAAUAGGACUAAAGGAAGCAUGGAAGCCAUCGAAUGGGCUCUCAAGCAUGUCGUUAAACCUGGUGACAUCUUCCUUGUUUUAGGAGUUUUCACUACUGAUCACCAUGCCAAGAACUCUUGCUUUCCGUUUAAGUUGCGAAUGGGUUUCGGCGUCUCUGGAAUAUGGAAGAGAUUAGAAUCCAUUGACCACGAGGAAGUGGAUCCUGCCGAGCUUGGAGAAGAACUAAAGCGAAAAAUAGGACAAUACCAGAGUAGCCUCCGGCCUUUAUAUCGUCAGUGCUCAAAGAAUGAGGUGAGGUUGGUGCUGAAAUUUGCAGCCGGGUUUUGUCCGGCGAGACUGACAAUUAAGGAAUCACAUAACCUUAAUACACGUUGGAUCGUAUUAGACAGUCACUUUAAGAAAUGGAAAGUUUAUCUACGUGGACAUGUGACGUGCAAUGUUGCAGUAGUAAAGGAAAAAGAUUUUGCUAGCUUGAUGCUAUCGAAUGAUACACAGCCUGCUGAGAUUUGUCCGAGCAAGCCAAAUUAUUAUUCAGCAGCUUCUAAAGAGCAUCUUGGGGAAGAACACAGUAAAGGUUUCAGUGCUUACGAGUUGAGAAAUAAAUCUGCACCCACGCCAUAUCCUCAGAAUCCUUGUUGCUAUCCUCUAUCUUGGACAAGUGGUUUUCCUCGAGUGUUUUCUUACAACGAACUUGAAAUGAUAACGAAUGGCUUUGCUGAUGAUAACAUUUUAGCAGUUGUGGAUGGCAUAACAGUUCAUCAGGGAAUAUUACAAGAAACACCUGUCUUAGUAAACUCUUUAAAGAUAACAAACAAAGGCUUCUGGUCAGUCCUAGAGAUCCUUUCCCGGGUGCGCCACCGCAACAUCGUUAAUCUUGUUGGGUACUGCAGCACAGGCGCUUCUGCAUUCUUGCUUUUCGACUUACCUUGUUUGGGUACCGUUGGAAUAAACUUGCAAUGGGAUGAGUUGGCCGAGAAACUGGAUUGGAGAGUGAGGUGGUCUAUCGCUCUAGAAAUAGGAGGAAGCUUGCGCUACCUCCAUGAGGAGUGUGUUGAUGGACCUAUUGUUCACAAAAAUGUUCAUGCUUCCAGCGUUGCUCUUUCUCAUGGUUACUCCGCAAUGCUCUGCAACUUCGUAUAUGCUGAGUGGCUUAAGGGUGAUAUUACCCCAACUAAAGAUUUGAUAUCCAAAUACGACAAGCUCCAUUUUGGCGACGUACAUGAUUAUGGGAAAUUCCUACUGGAGCUUAUUACUGGAAAGUGUGUAAGUCCCGUUCACGACCAACGGAAGGACCAGUCCAUGAUUGAAGGGUGGAAAUUUGCAAGCAUGAUGAAUGAUUUUUCACAACAGGCACUGCGACUUCUAGAAAAUGGUGAGUUUGGCAAACUGAAGGACUGCAGACUGACGGAAACUGCUGGUGAUGCUAGGAUGGUCCGGAAUAUGGCUCACGCAGCGUUGCGCUGCCUAAAAGUUGAUUCAGAUCACAAAUUUUCUAUAAGUGAGGCCAUAGCCAUUGUUCGAGGUGAUGAACAUCCGAUUUUCAACCAAUGA